This is a messenger RNA of Annulohypoxylon maeteangense, 687 nucleotides long. Its product is annotated as acyl-CoA N-acyltransferase. Gene Ontology annotation, cellular component: NatB complex. Gene Ontology annotation, biological process: N-terminal peptidyl-methionine acetylation. The transcript is spliced from 3 exons. The record is from RefSeq and is a predicted model, not a curated record. Gene Ontology annotation, molecular function: protein-N-terminal amino-acid acetyltransferase activity. NCBI's taxonomy places the organism in Eukaryota, Fungi, Ascomycota, Sordariomycetes, Xylariales, Hypoxylaceae. Bases 104 to 676 code for a protein of 190 amino acids.
AAAGCAUAAACCCUUCAUUAUUUCUAUCAAGUACAGAUAAUAGAUUGCUAUUACGGGAAUAGAUACAAUCGUCACCUAGAGGGGGGAUGAUCAUCGACUUAAAAUGGCAUCAUUUCGACGUUUCCGUCCAAACGACUUAGACAAGUUCUCUAAGUGCAACCUCGACCCUUUGACUGAGACUUACGACCUGAGUUUUUAUCUUCAAUAUUUUGCCAAAUGGCCUUCCCUAUUCCAGGUUGCUGAAGAUCCCAAGGGAAAUAUCAUUGGUUACAUCAUGGGUAAACUCGAAAGCUCUCCAGAUUAUUUUCAAUACUCAGAACAUUACCUGCCAUGGCAUGCGCAUAUAACUGCUCUCACGGUGGCUCCCGAGGCGCGUCGUCUUGGAAUCGGAAAGAUCCUUACCGAAAACCUCCAAGUUGCAGCUGAGGCAGGUGAUGCUUGGUUUGUUGACCUUUUCGUAAGGAAAAGCAACACGAAAGCCAUCACCUUCUACGAAGGAAUGGGAUAUAGUGUUUAUCGUGUAGUAAAGGACUACUACGGCGAUAAUGUCAGCGAUCCUACCGCUCAUGGCGAAGAUGCCUAUGACAUGCGGAAGCCUAUGUCACGAGAUAAAACGUUGAAACACAUUCGGGGAGAUGGAAGAAACCAUGAGGUUCAGCCUGAAGAUGUCUUUUGACGGGGAGUUUG